CCAUAACUCCAUAACUCCAUUCCCAUAUUGUUGGUGUCCUAUUCCACACUAUAACCUUUGGCCUUUAGGUACCAGGUUACCAGAAGGUUGCCAGAACUCAUCUGACCUUCAUUCCUGGGUGAGACACAUUUCCAUCAAUUAAGCCCACAGCUCCAUGAUUAAACAUCAUAUCCCGCAAACGCCAAACCCAUAUCAUAUCCUUUGCCUGAAUUGUCACUCUCUUCGCAUGAAUAGCAAUGAGGUUUGUCACUAUAACUUGAAGAAGAAUAUUGCAGAAGAAGAGUAUAGAAAAGAGAUAGAGGUUGAAAGGUAUAUGUUUUAUAUGAAGGUGCGCGUUGUGGUGUUGCUUUUGGAACAGUAAUUCUUUAACGACCUUCCUUGGUUACUCUCCGAUCUACACAUUCUUCUUCCCUUUUGCGCCUUCACCUCUUCACUAGGACUUCAAUAUGGCGAAACGCAAGGCACCUGAAGAACUCUCCACUAAUGUGAAUACUAUCAAAACUCGCAACUGCAUCUCCAACCUUACUGAAGAUGAGAAAGCUGUUCACUUAGCACUCAAGGCUGACCAUGCUGAUCUGAGCUACUACUUAAAGAAGUUAUAUAAGUCUGCAAAGUAUAUCGCUGCCUCUACUGAAGACAAGACAGGUCUACAGAAUGAAUUGAAGGUUGAGCGUAUUCGUGUUUGGACUGAGAAGGGUACCCAUGCAUCUUGCAUUGCGAAUCAGAAAGUCAAGAAUAUUAGCGCCUCUUUUUCUUCUCCACAAGCACCACCAUCUACUCCGCCACAACUUCUGUCUGAGCUUGCUGCAUUUGAGGGUAUCUCAAGUAUCCCAAUCAAUGACGAUCAUAACAGCGAAUGGGAGGAUACUGAGGUUGAAGACGAUUUGGAGUUGGAGCUUAUGUUACGGCGCGACGAUAUUUUAAAUCACGAGGCUGUACUACCAGAUGAGCUUUCCGAUGAAGAGAUCGCUAGCAUCCAGGCUCUCUUAACUCAAGCGCGCAUUGAUGCCCAUGAAGAGUCCAAUUUCCGCAAGUGGCAACAUUUCUGGGAUAGAUUUAUCUGCUCAUAUACGAGAAAGACUGGAAAGCUGAGAAAAAAGCCUGAGCGUCUCUUUGAGUAUAUGCUGUGGAUUGAUGUAGAGGAAGGCACUUUUCAUGAGGUUAUCCCACCACAUAAAUAUUUCUGUUUGUACGAGCAGGCAGUUUGGACAAACUUUACAGCUUGGAAGUUUGGAAAGUGGGCCCAAUUACCAGGACCUGCGCAGUGGUACCCAAAGUCUUACAAUCUUGUCGACAAUGGAUGGUUGCAAGUCUCCACCCAUAGUUCUAGCUUCAAAGAGGCAUUCUUACUUGUCUACUCUAAGAAGUUUGAUAAGAAAAAGUGGGCUAAGGUAUCAGCUGCGCAGGAUAUGUUGUUCCUGGAGCUAGAGUAGAGGAGAACUUGAGUUUGCUAAAGUUAUAGCGCCGGAGUACCUGGUUUUCCAACGCAAAUAGGGGCUAUAGAGAAAUUUAAGUACUUCAUUGUAGCCAGAC
Pseudogymnoascus destructans is the source of this 1533-nucleotide messenger RNA. RefSeq lists its product as uncharacterized. The transcript is spliced from 8 exons. Bases 447 to 1433 code for a protein of 328 amino acids. NCBI's taxonomy places the organism in Eukaryota, Fungi, Ascomycota, Leotiomycetes, Thelebolales, Thelebolaceae. The record is from RefSeq and is a predicted model, not a curated record.